Cetraspora pellucida is the source of this 642-nucleotide messenger RNA. The record is from the annotation of a GenBank genome assembly. Lineage: Eukaryota; Fungi; Glomeromycota; Glomeromycetes; Diversisporales; Gigasporaceae.
AAGUAAUCUGCAAAAGUGAAAUUCGGAUUCGACAUGAUUUGAGAGAAAAAAUUUAUACUGAGUUAGGAAAAUUUGCUGAAAUACAUUUUCGAUCAACAGAAGUUCAUGAAGAAGGCUUUAAUAAAGUAUUUAAACCAGAAUUUGAGGCAUUUAAUCCACAUUCAAAUGAUAGUAAAAUUCAUAAGGAUGGAAAGCGUAAUUAUAAUAUUGAUUUCUUGUUAUUACACUUGCGAGAUACUCUUCAUUGUAUGAAUGAUGAUGAGAAUAAAUUUUUGGAAAUAUGGAAUAGAAUAAAAGCAAUUCUUGGUACAAUAUUAGGUACUACUCCAGCACUUGUAAAAACUGGAAUUUCACAUGGGACAGAUUUACCUAUUAGCAAUGGUGUAGAAUUGUUAUUUAAAUGUUUACAAGAAGCCUUUAAUUGGAAGUAUCCAAUUUCUUCAUGGUAUUAUGAAUGGAGAACACUACUUGAACUACAUUUUAAUAUUCAAAGCUUUCUUCAAGAAUGUUCACUUUCUUUAAAAUAUGGUGAAAGUCUAUUACUUGAAUGUUUAUGGUAUUGCGUGUCAAAAAUCUGGUCAAAUCCAAUAUCUCAAUCAGAAUAUCUUAUAAAUCAGAAGCAUUUAAUUAAUAAUCUUUUAG